UCCAAUGCGUCUGUGCAACACAGACUGAAGGAAAAAAAAAAACUUAUCGACUCACUAAAGCCGAACCUGCGCCGCGCAAUUAGUGGCAGGAAAUCCACUUUUUUCUCCUGUUUUGAAGAAAAUAAAUAAAGAAAUCAAGCUGGCUCAGUGCGUGUCUCAGCAGCCCACUUUGACAGGUGCUCCUCACCCCCUUUGGAGGACUGUCAACAGCAAGAGGAUGGCAUCAGAGCUGGCAAUGAGCAACUCCGACCUGCCCACCAGUCCCCUGGCCAUGGAAUAUGUUAAUGACUUCGAUCUGAUGAAGUUUGAAGUGAAAAAGGAGCCGGUGGAGCCCGAUCGCAGCAUCAGCCAGUGCAGCCGCCUGGUCGCCGGGGGAUCCUUAUCUUCCACCCCGAUGAGCACGCCUUGCAGCUCGGUUCCCCCCUCUCCAAGCUUCUCGGCGCCCAGUCCGGGAUCAGGGAGCGAACAGAAGGCGCACUUGGAGGAUUUCUACUGGAUGACCGGGUACCAACAGCAGUUGAACCCCGAGGCUCUGGGCUUUAGCCCGGAGGACGCCGUAGAGGCGCUGAUCAGCAGCAGUCACCAGCUCCAGACCUUCGAUGGCUAUGCCAGAGGGCAGCAGUUCGGCGGCGCAGCCGGGGCAGGAGGCGCGAUGGCCGGGGAGGAGAUGGGAUCAGCGGCCGCCGUGGUGUCCGCGGUUAUCGCUGCAGCCGCAGCUCAGAACGGGGCUCCCCACCACCACCACCACCAUCACCACCACCACCACACAGGAGCACACCACCCAUCCUCCGGGUCUCAGUCCAGUGGCGGCGCGGGGGGAAACCACCAGCACAUGCGCUUGGAAGAGCGGUUCUCGGACGAGCAGCUGGUGACCAUGUCGGUGCGGGAAUUGAACCGGCAGCUCCGGGGGGUCAGCAAGGAAGAGGUGAUCCGCCUGAAACAGAAGAGGAGGACGCUAAAGAACAGGGGCUAUGCCCAGUCCUGCCGGUACAAGCGGGUCCAGCAGCGGCACGUCCUGGAGGGAGAGAAGACGCAACUCAUGCAGCAGGUGGACCACCUCAAGCAGGAGAUCUCCCGGCUGGCCAGGGAGAGGGACGCCUACAAGGAGAAAUACGAGAAGCUGAUCAGCACCGGCUUCAGAGAAAACGGAGGAUCCAGCAGCGACAACAACCCCUCAUCCCCGGAGUUUUUCAUGACGUCAAGAAAAUUCCUCCAUCUGUGAUAGAAAGCUGUACCCCGCCGUCCCGCCAACCUGGAGUCUGAGGUGAAGGAAACAGAAGGGUGGGCUGCACCGCAGACUGUGACAUGCUGUGGACAGGACAGCCCUUGGCUCUGUCUGUCAGUGUGUGAAGCCUCUGUGUGCAGCAGUGUGGACCGAGCUGUUCAGGGUUCCCCACUGUUGCCUGACCUGUCAUCGCGACAGAGACAGACUGACAGUAUGUAGCACUGAGUGGUCGCAGCCUACAGUCUGUCUCUUUUUACCAUUCGUCCAUUCAUGUUUCUCAGUUUGUCUCAUGAACCGGAUCAAACAGUCUCUGACAUUUCUCCCUUUGUCUCACCAAUUUUCCUUGAAUGUGUCAUGGAAACAGACUGUUGGUGUUUUGAAAUUAAUAAAUGUUUUUGAUUGUUUUA
Xiphias gladius (swordfish) is the source of this 1632-nucleotide messenger RNA. It is a transcript of the gene mafb, whose product is annotated as v-maf avian musculoaponeurotic fibrosarcoma oncogene homolog b (paralog b). Lineage: Eukaryota; Metazoa; Chordata; Actinopteri; Istiophoriformes; Xiphiidae. Gene Ontology annotation, biological process: regulation of transcription by RNA polymerase II. The record is from RefSeq and is a predicted model, not a curated record. Gene Ontology annotation, molecular function: DNA-binding transcription factor activity, RNA polymerase II-specific; RNA polymerase II cis-regulatory region sequence-specific DNA binding. Gene Ontology annotation, cellular component: nucleus. Bases 218 to 1222 code for a protein of 334 amino acids. The transcript is spliced from 3 exons.